UCUAUUAUAUUUACAGUGCUGUCAAAAAGUACUCCAGUGCAGCAGUGCUGCAGUGAGAGAAACUUAGGAAGUGUUUGUGUCAUUACUGUGACAACGUAACCGUAGCAGGUUGAAGAAUUCUUUCGGUUUUUGAGCCAAGUGUUUGGAGGACUGACUGGCCGGUUUUAACUGUAGCUCCAUGGACGCUAAGAAUAUUACACAUAGACACACUCUUGCAGACACAUGUUAUCGGCUGCACGGGUGUAUCAGGUUCAUAAGUAUGUGUACAAAGAUGUCAGCACACAUGUAUUUUUACUGUGGAUCAGCACACAAUUUUAAACAUUUCAAUUUGCUGUUAGUACACUUGUAAACCAUAAUUGCAUAUAUGCAAACCCAACAAGCAACCUGACACAGACACACACACACACACAAACAGAACCGUGUACGCUGAUUUCUUUUUAGCACAUACACCUCCGCUGGAUUGUGAUUCUGCAGAGAACCAGAGGAGGAAGUGGGAGGUGGUAGUGCAGAGAGGAGUGGGAGAAGAGAGCUGAAGUGGCGGCAAGAGUGUCGGAGGAAAAUAAUCGAAGAAGCAUGGGGGAAAAGGAAGGAGGGAGGGUGUAGACCGAUGAUUAGGAGGGGGGGGGAGUCAUGUUCAGAUUUGAAGCUAAUGCAGCCUAAAACCGUUCAGACUCAGCUGUGGGCAAAAAGCAGCUGAUUCACAACCUCUUCCUCCUCAUGUCUCAUUCUCUCUUCCUGCGCCUCACCAAGAUAUUGAUAUUCAGGCAGAUGCAGACCAGGGACCUUGUGUCCAUGCUGCCAAACCUCAAACCUCUCUGAGACAGCCGAACCACCGCGGGCGAGGUGGGGCUAGAGGAGGAGGCGGCGGAGGCCGAGGGGGGGUGCAUGGAGACUUCAGACAGGCCAGGGACAUGAGGGAUGGCCAGUCAGAGGGCAAGACUGGGGCGCAUCCGAACAAGAUGCAUCCGAACACACCCAACAGGAAAGAGAAUCAAUCUGCCGAGAGGUCAGAAAAGCGGAUGACCCUCCCUUCACGGUUCCAGAAGGAGGUGCAUGCUCACCUUUCCAGAAACCCCCAAACGACUGGCCCACCCGUGAAUCUUAACGAAAGCGUCAACUCAGGGAAAGAAAAGCCCUACAACCCUGAGGAGGUCCAGCGGCGCAUAAGUGAGAUUCUGGGGAAGUACAGCAACGGGUUCUGGGUGUCCAAGCUGCCGCAGAUCUACAGGGAGCUGUAUAAACAGGACAUGCCCACUGAGGCCAUUAAAGACUUGGAGACCUGGAUACACAUAUGCACUGUAGAGAAAACCUGCAGCAACUCAUCAGAGUUGCUGCUUUACCCGGCCAAGAAACAGACCACCACAUCCUCCCCCCCGCCCAUCCUCAACCCAAACUCCACCUCAGCCCCCGUGCCCAAUUCCAGCACCCCACAAGACCAACCUGUGCAGUCCCCCACCCAGACGACACCCUCCACCCCCCAGCUGACUCACUCUGGUUCCUGCUCUCCCAAGACUACAACAUCAUCCUCCUCGUCACCCAGUCCUCCCUCCUCCCCUGCCACCCUAAGCCCCGACCUGAAGCUGAAACUGGAGGAGCUGCUGGUGAAGUACUCCAAUGGCCUGUGGGCCCACGCGUUGCCCAAGCUCUUCCAGGACACGUACAAAUUCAAACUUCCCGGACAUGUUCUGGAAAAUCUUCACCUCCUCUCCGGCAUCUGCACUAUCGACUACCCUAUGCCUGACAACCCAAAGAGGGCCAUCUUGUACAAGGGGAGUAGCAGUGCUGGUGGUAGAGAAGGAAUAGAAGAUGAGAACUGUAAUAGGAGGAACUCCUCAGCCAGUGAGGGGGAGCUGAGGGUGAGGGAGAAGCUGGGGAGGAGGCUCAGUAACCAUGUGGUGCCCUCUCUGCAUAUACCCAAAGACGAGUACCCCUCUGUGCUUGUGGUGGAGGCCACCAACACCAAUGGAGUUAUAAUCCGGUACAUUGGCGAGGGUUACUCCUUGGCCCAGGAGGCCAUGGAAGAUGAAAUGAGGGUGUUUUAUGAUGUUAACCAAAGACGUCCAACUCCCCUGUCAUCUCCGUCCUCUGGCCAGCUGGUUGCUGUCCGGGCCGAGGAGGAGGAGGAGAUUCUUAGGGGGCGGGUGUGCGAGGUCAUGGCUGACAAGGUCAAGGUGCACUAUGUGGAUCAUGGCUUCUCAGAGGUCAUCAGCAAAACCAAAGUGUUGGAGCUGCAUGAGAGGUUUUUCAAACUGCCUUUCCAGGCAACUAAAUGUAAACUGGCAGGUCUGGAGCCAUUCUGUCAGGAGCCUGCUGUGCUGAAGAAGUUUGAGACAAUGGCGAGUGGAAAAAUCCUAUUGGCAGAGAUCAUAGACAGAGGGCAGACCCCGAUUGCCGUCCUGUAUGACACGUCGCAGGAUGAUGAUGUCAACAUCAAUGCUGCCUGUAUGAAAACCCUGCAGGACAAGACGCUCACCAGCCCGUUACAGGUGAACAGCACUUAUAUGAACGUGACUGUGAGAAGCGUCUGCUCAGAUGGUACCAUCUACUGUCAGCUGCCCUCCAGAGGCCUUGCCAAGCUGAAUGAGAUACUGGAGAACAUAGAGACGUACUUCCAAUCACAGGUAACAUCAGAGUUCCUGGUAUCCAACCCUUUCUGUGGUAAAGUGUGUCUGGCUCGCUAUAAAGGCAAAUGGUCCCGUGUUGAGAUCACCAACCUGCAUGGCCGCAGAGUGCUGGACAUCUUGUUCAUUGAUGUUGGCGUCCAGGCUUCGGUAGAGGUGUUUGAGCUCAGAGAGUUCCCACCGCAAUUCCUCCGUGACCUCAUGGCCAUCCCACCACAGGCUGUAAAGUGUUGUCUAGCGGACCUGGCAGUCAGUGUUGGAUCCUGGACUCCAGAUGCUGUCCAAUGGCUUCGAGAGAAAGUGCUCAACAUCACGGACUGCAGCAUGAAGGUUGCCAAGGUUGAUGAAACCAAGCGCUGCACUUACGUCCACCUUUUCACCGACAAGAACUUCCAUGACCCUUCACGCAGCCUCAACCAUCAGAUGGCCCAGUCUGACCUGUUCCAACAGCAACCUGAUGUUUUCCUGACGAGCCACAGCCCGGCCAAGAUCUUUACAACCACUUUAUCCUCUAAAACUCCCAGCUGUGGGGACUACAGCAAUGGGAGUCCGACGUCAACCUCUUCCCCCGGCAAGCCUCAUCUCAGGAGGGCUCUAUCAGGACCCAGAGGAGGUGGAGGAGGCAGCACGACUAGCACCAGCCCACCAGAGGCACCGUCACCCCCUUCAUCCUCUCUGCAGCUUCCACCGUUACUAGAGUUUCCCCCAGCAGGAAACAACAUAGACGUGUACGUAUCAGUGGCCUGCCAUCCAGGCCACUUUGUGCUGCAGCCUUGGAGAGAUAUGUACAGACUGGUUGUGUUGAUGGGAGAGAUGAUUCUCUACUACAAUAAAACUGAGGAGAAACCACUCAACAUUGAGAAGAAUCACAUAUAUGCUGCUAAAAUAGAGAACAGCUGGCAUCGUGUUUUAGUGAAGGGAGUUCUGAGCAAUGGGUUAGUGUCUGUGUACGAGUUGGACUAUGGCAAACAUGAGCUGGUCAGCUGCACACAGCUCCGACCUCUCAUCAAAGAGUUCAGACAGCUGCCGUUCCAGGGAAUCACAGCUCAGCUGGCUGGCCUAAAGCCGAGGCAGUGGUCAGAGGAAGCUUCUAUCGUUUUCAGGAACCAUGUGGAGAAGAAACCCCUUGUGGCCCAGCUGGAGGCUGUGCAGGAAGCCACUAACCCGUGGGACAGGAAGUUGGUAGUCUUCCUGGUCGACACAUCACAAGAAGAAAGGGACAUUUGGGUGCAUGACAUCAUGGCAGAAUUUGCUGAUGAGGUGACCAACAAGCUGUAGACAAUAGAAGAUCAAGCCUACCACCACUCCUUCUGCGCAAUGAAGGACAGGGUGAUUUGUGGAUGGAUAAAAUAGAAGACGCGUAUGCAUCUGAAUACGCAUUCACUUUGUGGGCUAGAAGAAAAGACGAAAGAGAAGCUGCAAGUAGAAGGCAAAGGUUGGAGAGCAUUUAGAGACUGCCAUUAACAGAAACACCAUAAGAGUAGGUGCUUGUUGUGUUUUGGGGCUGAACAUGGAGGGAUGCCGUGAUGUGUUUUCGGGUGACUGCAGUGGGACUUCCCACAUCCCGCGUGGGAUGUCGGUCGAAUCUUGCCACAAAUACUCCUCAACUUAAUGUAACAAACUGCUGAAUUUCUAUGUAAUAUCUGUAUGAGGUGGUGAUACGUUGUUAUACAAAACUCGAUGGACAUUAACCCGGAGCAUCAUCUUACACUACAGUAGCGUGUAAUAGUGUGUUUCAUCCAGGGGACGCCUGAACCCUCUUAGCCCUGCCUAUGUGAGUGCAAUGCAAAGGGCAAAAUGUUUAAAUUAGCUCUUCUGACGUUCUAAGAAAACUUAAAUACAUUUGUUUACUAAUUCUGCUUUUUGGAUAGUGUUUAUGAUUGUCAUAAACUUUCCAAAAAAUUGAGCCAACAUUCCUUUGAAAGGAGAAAAAAUUAGUGAGUGAGUAGUUUGAAUAAAGAGUUUCUGACAGAGUCCACUGUACUGAGCAAGUGAGAACACAAACGGAAGUCGAUGGGGUUGGUGUAAGAUGUGUUCUCAUGUGGAUAUUAGCUUUUGUUUUUGGCGUGGUACAUCCUGGGCCUAUGCUUGGGAUGCUUCACUCUGAGUUGAAAGAAAGCAUUGACACACAAACUUUUUGACUGUGUAUAGUUUACAAGCGGAGUAACUUCUGGCUUGACAACCUCUUCUCCUCUUCUGAAUCACAGAGUUGAGUCCUUUAUUUUUCAGAUUCCGGUCGUUCAAUACCAAACAGACUCUUUUGUUCUGCACAUCACUUGCUGCAUGUUAAGGAUGUGAAUUAUAUACUUUGGUGUUCUAAUGAUAAACAUUAAUUUCUCAGUAGUGUUUAUGAGCUGUUUCCAAAGGGAGAAAUGUUCCUCUCUUCAUUUCUUCCAGUUUCAUCAUGAAUUGUGGGAUUUUAUUCUGAAAUGUGUGUUUUUCUCCCACACCUACACCAUGGUGUAGUAUUUGCUAAUAUUUCUCCAACUCUGACGACAGUAGACCCGACAAAGCUCAAAGCUGCAUUGUUUUAACAAUUGACCAACAUGAAUAUAAUUUAUAUUUAACUUUUUUUGUUUUAUUGGUUUCUAUUUCAUUUGUUUGUUUGACAGUAAC
Pungitius pungitius (ninespine stickleback) is the source of this 5237-nucleotide messenger RNA. RefSeq names its product tudor domain containing 7 b (gene tdrd7b). The record is from RefSeq and is a predicted model, not a curated record. Gene Ontology annotation, cellular component: P granule. Gene Ontology annotation, biological process: P granule organization; spermatogenesis; piRNA processing. The coding region runs from base 912 to 3899 and encodes 995 amino acids. The transcript has 18 exons. NCBI's taxonomy places the organism in Eukaryota, Metazoa, Chordata, Actinopteri, Perciformes, Gasterosteidae.